UCUAAACUACUUUCAACGUGGGUAGUAUGCAUCAAUUUGUGGGAAGUCUUUUAGUAACGGAUUAACCAUCAAGUAGUGCGCAUCGAACAAUUCACAGAAAGAUUUUUGAUUGUUUUUGAAUUGCAAAAUAAUAGAAAAAACUAGACAACAGAGAUAUGAAUAUCAAGCUAAUUCUAAUUUGUACGAUUCUUGUGUUGUUUGUUUUUGUUGAUAUUGGAAAUGGAAAAUCGAGUAAACGGAGAACCGGAAGUAGUGGAUGGGGAUCUGUAUUUCGUUCAAGAUCAACACCUCGUCCUCGUAUAUCCCAAACAUCAAAUCAAGGAAAUUCAAAUCCAAAUAAAAUAGGAUGGAAUGUGCCAGAUAAGAAACCAACUGGAACCAAUACUGCCCCUAAACCAUCUGCUCCUAUAUCCGAACAAAGUGCUAAAACUAGCGCAACGAAUGUACAAUCUGGUUAUAAUCCCUCAGGUGGAUAUCCUCGUCAAUCAGCAAGUAAUCCUUAUUAUACAAAUCCUAAUCAAGGCUCUAAUCCAUCAAUUGGACAAAGUCAUAAUCCUUCACUUGGUCAAGGAUAUAAUCCUUCUUUAAGCUAUGGUUAUAAUCCAUCAGGUGGUUAUAGUAAUCCUGGAAUAGGAGGACAUGUACCUUAUGGAGCACAACCAUCUUAUGGUGGAUAUAAUCCAGGACACUCAUAUAAUUCACCAUUGGGACAGUUCAAUCCAUCUAUGGGUCAAAUACCACAACAAUCGAUCUUUGUACAACAAGCACAGAGACCUGGUAUUGGACAACUUGCAAAAGAAGCAUUUGUUUUUGCUGGUGUAAGCGCAGGAGUGAAUGCAGCUGUUAAUAGAUUACUACCAGGAGGAAUAUAUGGCACUAGAGGCACUGGAGGAGGUUCUCAUACUGAAAUUACAUAUAAUAAUUAUUAUAAUAAUGGGACUGCACCUGUCCCAAUUUCAAAUGAACAAUCAGUAGUUAAUACAGCUCAAUCUACAACUACAUCAACUGUUCAAUCUCAAUCAACUCAAACAGCCCAAUCUGCUAUUGAAGCAUCACAAACUUCCCAAAUUAAUGCAGGUACUAAUAAUGCAUCACCAACUAAUACAAAUUCUCAAGAAUCAGUGCAAAAUAAUCCCAAUCCAUUGGGAUUUAUCACUUCCAAUGAUGAUAUCAAAAAACUGACAGAAAGUCUAUUUGAGAAAGAGAAAAACAAUGCUCUUAAAUAUAUAACAAUAAAUUUGCAAGGUCAGAAGAAAGAUGAUAGUAUCAGCGACGAUGCUACUGAACCGUUGUUAAGUGUGAAAGAUGAAGCUUAUGAAAUUCCAACAAUAAAAGCCAUAAUAAUGUUACAUAAUAAUUAUGAAUUGGAUGUUAAAGUAAAAGAAAUAGUCACGUCAGAAGAGCGUAAAGAAGAAUCUGAACUCCUUGAUAAAAUUCUUGAAACAGACAUAAUAAAAACAACUAUGAAAUUUUUAAUUGAUAAAGGAUACAUUCAAGAUGAUGAAUUUGAAUUUAAAGACACUAUGAAACGCAUAUGGUUUUCUCAAUUUAAACGAAUCGACGGAGAUGCAUCAAGUUCUGGCUUUGAAACAGUAUUCCUAGCUGAACAAUUUGAUUCAGAUAUAAUUGGAUUACAUAAUUGGAUCUAUUAUGCGAAACAAGAAGCAGAGAAGAGGCUCAAUUAUCUUGGAUAUAUCAAAGAAGUCAAAUUGGGUGACAAAGCAGCAGUUUUAAAAAUACGUUCAUCAUUAAAUGGAAUAGUACAACCUAUCACAACUCUUUUUGUUGGUACAUCACCAGAAUUGGAAUUUGCUUUGUAUACAAUGUGUUUUUUUACUCGACCGAAUAACGUUUGUCCAAUUUCUUUAGGAGGGACUGAAUUUGUAAUUUUUGUAAGCAGAGUCAAUUACUUUGGAAAAGAUAUUUUAAUUUCGGGAUAUCCUGAUGUUUAAUUUGAUUGAAAAAUAUUUAUAACAUAUAAAAUUUAUGACAAAAUUUUAUAACAUUUAAUAGAUUUUGUGUGUUUAGAACUUAAUGAUUAAUAUGUUAUAAUAUUGAUUUGUUGAAUGUAAUAUAUAUAUAAUAUAACAAAUGAAAAAUUUAUUAAAAAUAUUUAGAAGAAUUAAAAAAUUUAAGAAUUUAAAUUCUUAUAAAUAAAUAAAUAUAUAAUUAGAGUUUUUUUUCAAAUACAUAAAGAUAUAAAAGAGAUACCUGAACAGUUUUUGUCUGUCGUGUUUCUAAAUUCGUUAAUUCUAAUAGAGGCACUAUGGAUGGUCGUCCGUGAGCACAUUGAGUAGGAGUUUUCGUUUCAUUUAAUAAUUUCAAAAGCCAUUUACAUUCUUUUAAUGUUAGUGAAUGUCCAAACUUUAUAGCUCCUAAAAUACUCAGAUAGUGAUAAUAUAUUUGUUAACAUUAAAUAAUAUGUAUGAAUAAAAAAUAUAUAUAUAUUCUAUUAACUUUUCUAUUUAUAUUUUAUAUAUGAUGUUUGUUAAAUUGUUUAUGAAAUUAAAAAUAUAUAUAAAUAUAAAAGAAAAAAAGAGCAUACCAUGGCAAGCUUUCAUUACAACUGCAUUAUGUAUAGUAAUUGGUAAAUCAUUAAUUUGAUAGUUUAUAUAUUUUGUAGAAUUUUGUAUUAAUUCGUUUAAAAGAUUUUGUAUAUUUAACUUUAAUUUCAAUUCGCUAUAAUUGCUUUUUUUUAAACAUUCUGGUACUGUUCGUAUUAUUAUAUUAUUGUUAUCUAAUAUGUUAAAAGUUAUACCAAAUCUUUUUAAUAUUUUAUGAUUAGAUAAAAGUAAAUUGCAAUUCUUUGCAGAUAGCUGUAUAACUAUAGGAUUUUUUAAUUUGAUAGAAAAUAAUUGGUUUCUUAUUUGUGAUUUGUAUUCUAAAAAUUAAUAUUUUAUAAUUAAUAUAUUUUAAUAUUAUACUAAUAUUUUCUUUUAUAUGAAAUUAUAUUAUAUUAUAAAUAUUAAAAAUUAUAUCAUAAAUAAACAAUAGUAAAAUUAUAUUAUAAAUUUUUACCAUGAAGUAACUGUUCAUAUCUUAUUCUUUCAUGAAUUGCAUGUUGAUCCAUUAAUAAAAGCAUCUUUAUAU
Messenger RNA from Apis dorsata (giant honeybee), 3090 nucleotides. Its product is annotated as poly(U)-specific endoribonuclease homolog. The transcript is spliced from 6 exons. The record is from RefSeq and is a predicted model, not a curated record. Gene Ontology annotation, molecular function: RNA endonuclease activity. The coding region runs from base 156 to 1952 and encodes 598 amino acids. Lineage: Eukaryota; Metazoa; Arthropoda; Insecta; Hymenoptera; Apidae.